This is a messenger RNA of Neogale vison (American mink), 1784 nucleotides long. It is a transcript of the gene FKBP8, whose product is annotated as FKBP prolyl isomerase 8. Gene Ontology annotation, molecular function: peptidyl-prolyl cis-trans isomerase activity; protein binding. The transcript has 9 exons. Bases 95 to 1339 code for a protein of 414 amino acids. Lineage: Eukaryota; Metazoa; Chordata; Mammalia; Carnivora; Mustelidae. The record is from RefSeq and is a predicted model, not a curated record.
GGCGCGGCGGCCGCGGCUGGGGGCGGGGAGGGGGGCGCAGGACCCCAGGCGGGGGUCCCGGAGCCGGAGGGCCAAUUCCCGUCCCCCCAGCAGCAUGGCUUCCUGUGCUGAGCCCUCUGCCUCGGGGCCUGAGCCCACUGCCCCGCCGCCUGCUGGGGUCCCACCACUCGAGGACUUCGAGGUGCUGGAUGGGGUGGAAGACGCAGAGGGCGAGGAGGAGGAGGAGGAGGAGGAGGAAGACCUGAGUGAGCUGCCACCACUUGAAGACGUGGGGCGGCCUCCACUGGAGGAGGCCGAGCAGCCUGGGGCCCUGGCCCGAGAGUUCCUGGCCGCCAUGGAGCCUGAGCCCGAGCCCGCCCCAGCCCCGGAUGAGUGGCUGGACAUCCUGGGGAAUGGGCUGUUACGGAAGAAGACGCUGGUCCCAGGCCCACCCGGCUCGAGCCGCCCAGCUAAAGGCCAGGUAGUCACUGUACAGCUGCAGACCUCGCUGGAGAACGGCACUCGGGUGCAGGAAGAGCCAGAGCUGGUGUUCACCCUGGGCGACUGUGACGUCAUCCAGGCCCUGGAUCUCAGCGUUCCACUCAUGGAUGUGGGGGAGACAGCUAUGGUCACUGCUGAUUCCAAGUACUGCUAUGGCCCCCAGGGCAGCAGGAGCCCGUACAUCCCCCCACAUGCGGCCCUGUGCCUGGAGGUGACCCUGAAGACUGCUGUAGAUGGGCCUGACCUGGAAAUGCUCACAGGGCAGGAGCGUGUGGCUCUGGCCAACCGGAAGCGGGAGUGUGGCAAUGCCCACUACCAGCGGGCCGACUUCGUGUUGGCUGCCAAUUCCUACGACCUCGCCAUCAAGGCCAUCACCUCUAGCGCCAAAGUGGACAUGACAUUCGAGGAGGAGGAGCAGCUCCUGCAGCUGAAGGUGAAAUGUCUGAACAACCUGGCAGCAUCACAGCUGAAGCUGGACCACUACCGAGCCGCACUGCGCUCCUGCAGCCUUGUGCUGGAGCACCAGCCCGACAACAUCAAGGCUCUCUUCCGCAAGGGCAAGGUGCUGGCCCAGCAAGGGGAGUACAGUGAGGCCAUCCCCAUUCUGAGGGCAGCCCUGAAGCUGGAACCUUCCAACAAGACGAUCCAUGCAGAGCUUUCAAAACUGGUGAAGAAGCACGCAGCCCAGAGGAGCACAGAGACCGCCCUGUACCGGAAAAUGCUGGGGAACCCCAGCCGGCUGCCUGCCAAGUGUCCUGGCAAGGGUGCCUGGUCCAUCCCCUGGAAGUGGCUGUUUGGGGCGACUGCUGUUGCCCUGGGGGGUGUGGCUCUCUCCGUGGUCAUCGCUGCCAGGAACUGACCACCCAGGUGGCCACCACCCCCUUGCACACCAUGGACCCCACCCUGCGCUCCCUAACUUCCCCAGGCUCCCUGUCCACUGCCCUAUCUGAUCCAGCCCCCUCCUCUGGGGCGGGAGCAGUGAGGUGUGGGGGCCACAUGGCCCCAGUGAGACAGGAGGGACUAUGGCCCUAUAGGAGGAAAGUGAGGCAGGGCCCGGGCUCCAUGUCCAGCCCAGAGGGAGGGGGCCCUCAUUCCUCCAGACCCAAUUCCCAUCCCCACCCCCAUCCCCCUGGGUUAGGUCUCAACAGAGGCCAGCCUCAGUUUCUCCUUCCCAACAGGCCUGGGGGCAGCCCUUCCCCAACCCAGUCCCUGUCCAAGUGUCAGUCCCCACCCACACCGCCUGCUGCCCUCUGUCCAGGUUCUCCCUCCCACUCCUUCAGUGAAAUAAAGCCUCCUACCCCGCA